AUAUUGUUUGGAAACUUUGAAUUUGGACUCAAAACUCCAACUCCAAACAUACCUAGAAAAAACCUAGAACAACCCAAAGAGGUAAAAAGGACUCAAUACUCCAAAGUCCUCUCUAUUGUGUAAAGCUCUCUCUUUUAUCUUUCUUCUCUAAGCUUCCAUUUCCUUCUUCAAUGGCCGCCACCAAUCUAUCUUCCUUCUCAUCCUCUCUCUCUAAACCAACCCCUCUUCCUCCAAACUCACCACAAACCCAUCUCUCUGUCCCCUUCAAAACCCUCCAAAACCCCUCCUUUUUUUCUCACAAAGCCUCCUUCUCUCACACCCACAAAACCUCUCUCACAGUCUCAUCCAAAAACCCCAUCUCCGAGUUUUUCACCACAAACAACACGAACCCAGAUGAUCAUUCUGUUAGUUUUGAUGAUGACGAUAAGCCACGCGAGGAGUGCGGUGUAGUUGGAAUAUAUGGUGACUCAGAAGCCUCUAGGCUUUGCUAUCUAGCUCUCCAUGCUCUCCAACACCGUGGCCAGGAAGGUGCUGGCAUCGUGACCGUCCAAAACGACGUGCUUCAGUCGGUUACAGGCGUUGGAUUGGUCUCUGAGGUGUUCAGUGAAUCAAAGCUUGAUCAAUUGCCUGGAGAUUUGUCUAUUGGACAUGUAAGGUAUUCAACAGCAGGGGCAUCUAUGUUAAAAAAUGUUCAACCUUUUGUUGCUGGGUACAGGUUUGGCUCUGUUGGGGUUGCACAUAAUGGUAAUUUAGUGAAUUAUCGUUCACUUCGUGCUAAGCUUGAAGAAACUGGUUCAAUUUUUAAUACUAGUUCUGAUACUGAGGUUGUUCUUCAUUUAAUUGCUAUUUCAAAAGAUAGACCUUUUGUUAUGAGGAUUGUGGAUGCUUGUCAGCAAGUUGAGGGUGCUUAUUCAAUGGUUUUUUUGACUAAAGAUAAGCUUGUUGCUGUGAGGGACCCUUUUGGUUUUAGGCCUUUGGUUAUGGGGAGGAGGAGUAAUGGUGCUGUGGUUUUUGCUUCUGAGACUUGUGCACUUGAUUUGAUUGAGGCUACAUAUGAGAGGGAAGUGUUUCCUGGUGAGGUUGUGGUGGUUGAUAAAACUGGGAUUCAAUCACUUUGUUUAAUGCCUCAUCCUCAGCCAAAACAAUGUAUCUUUGAGCAUAUUUACUUUGCUUUGCCUAAUUCUGUGAUUUUUGGGCGUUCUGUGUAUGAGUCUCGCCGAAGGUUUGGGGAGAUACUUGCAACUGAGUCACCUGUUGAUUGUGAUGUUGUGAUAGCAGUGCCAGAUUCUGGGGUCGUGGCUGCACUUGGUUAUGCUGCCAAAGCUGGGGUUCCAUUUCAGCAAGGUUUGAUAAGGUCACACUAUGUUGGGAGGACUUUCAUUGAACCAUCACAGAAGAUUAGGGACUUUGGUGUGAAGCUUAAGUUAUCACCGGUUCGAGCAGUGUUGGAGGGAAAGAGGGUUGUGGUUGUGGAUGACUCAAUUGUGAGGGGAACAACAUCUUCAAAGAUUGUUAGGUUGAUAAAGGAGGCUGGGGCUAAAGAAGUUCACAUGAGGAUUGCAAGCCCACCGAUUAUCGGGUCUUGUUAUUAUGGAGUGGAUACACCUAGUUCAGAGGAGUUGAUUUCUAAUAGGAUGAGCACGGAGGAGAUUAGGGAAUUUAUUGGGUCAGAUUCACUUUCUUUUCUUCCCAUUGGUAGUCUGCAGAAGUUGUUGGCUGAAGAUGCACCCAAUUAUUGUUAUGCUUGCUUCUCUGGCAAGUAUCCUGUUGAGCCUAGGGAGCUUAAGGUGAAAAGGGUUGGUGAUUUUGUGGACGAUGGGAUAAAUGGGAGUUUUGAAUCCAUUGAUGGGGGUUGGGUCCAAGCAAAACCAAAGUCAGAAUUGGAGAACAAGAUGUAGGGCUAUCAGAUAUGAGAGGCAGUGAGCGACAGAUUUCUUCAGUGGUCUCUACUUACAGUAUUAUGUGCUUCCUCAAUUCACUUUGGAACUGAAAGCUUAAGGCUUAUACAAUUUUGUUAGUUCAUGUUAUUCAGUUUUGAAUCUGACUUAUAUUUGGGUUUUAUGCUAGAACUUCUUUGACA
Messenger RNA from Quercus robur (English oak), 2080 nucleotides. RefSeq names its product amidophosphoribosyltransferase, chloroplastic-like. Gene Ontology annotation, molecular function: amidophosphoribosyltransferase activity. The coding region runs from base 171 to 1898 and encodes 575 amino acids. The record is from RefSeq and is a predicted model, not a curated record. Gene Ontology annotation, biological process: purine nucleobase biosynthetic process; purine nucleotide biosynthetic process. Lineage: Eukaryota; Viridiplantae; Streptophyta; Magnoliopsida; Fagales; Fagaceae. The transcript has 2 exons. Gene Ontology annotation, cellular component: cytoplasm.